AAAUUCAUGUUGAAAUUAAUGGCGUACGAUAAAUGUAUGUGACGCAAGUUAGCGUUUUACGGCAUGCGUUUGUUAAAUAAUUUAACAAGCGUAGGUUUUGCUCGGUUAUUGUUGUUGUCUUCGCUCACAUGACCCAUCUUUAAAGUAGUACAAUACUUAGAAAUAUGUCUCGCGAGUUUGAUCACCUCUUCAAACUUCUGAUUAUCGGUGACAGUGGUGUCGGUAAAAGUUGCCUCCUCCUACGGUUCGCCGACAAUACUUUUUCGGGCAGUUACAUUACAACGAUCGGUGUCGAUUUCAAAAUAAGGACUUUAGAAAUAAACGGUGAGCGAGUGAAGUUACAGAUUUGGGAUACGGCUGGGCAGGAACGGUUCAGGACCAUCACCAGCACGUACUACAGAGGAACUCACGGAGUUAUCGUUGUUUACGAUGUCACUAAUGGGGAGUCUUUUGCUAACGUGAAGAGAUGGUUACAUGAGAUUGAGCAGAAUUGUGAUGUCGUCAAUAAGGUUUUAGUUGGUAACAAGAAUGAUUGUCCGUCGAGGAAGGUAGUUGUAACUGAAGAUGCCCAGAGAUUUGCCACACAAAUGAAUAUACCAUUGUUUGAAACAAGCGCUAAAGAAAAUAUCAAUGUCGAAGAAAUGUUUCUCACAAUCACAAAAAUGGUACUACGGUCAAAGUUGGAAAUGAAAGAGAGACAGAAUGUUGCUUCAAAUGAUACCGUACACCUUAAGAAAAGCCACAAGUCGAAAGUGAAGAAGUGUUGCUAGUGAACACAUUUGGUGGCUCUCGGCCAGGGAUGUCGCUACAAUGCUCAAACACUACAAGAUCUUGCACAACCCUAGCAGGAACACUGGCACUAUGGCCUUUAAAAUACCAAUGAAAUAGACCAUAACUCUAUAUAGUGUUUUAUAGUUACAGUGUAUUUUCACAGCAUAGCGUCAAGUAAUAAAAUUCUAGUUGAUUUUUGUACUUUAACAGAUAAGGUAGAUGAAUAAUAUGAUAAUUCUGCCACUUUCUAAAGCUUCCAUUGCAAUAUUUUCACUUUUUUGUGUUGUGCUGGGUUAGUCUCACCGUUGAGCAUUUUAUGUGGUUCUUUUGACUCCAAAAAUUAAUUAGGUUAUAGCAAUGCAUAGUAAAUGCGUAUGAUUGUAUACUCAAUAUCAACAUUUAUGUGAUGUGUCUUGAAUUGUAAAGGGGAAUGUCUUAUUAGGAAUGUAUACCACUUAAAUGUAACUUUAUUUUUACAAUUAGUGUAUUGGAUGUGUAUGAAAUGCACUGACCUCCAUUAUAUAAGUAUGCUGGACUUAUGAUACCCUUUGAA
This is a messenger RNA of Aricia agestis (brown argus), 1324 nucleotides long. It is a transcript of the gene Rab35, whose product is annotated as ras-related protein Rab-35. Gene Ontology annotation, cellular component: plasma membrane; endosome membrane. The coding region runs from base 165 to 770 and encodes 201 amino acids. Gene Ontology annotation, molecular function: GTPase activity; GTP binding. The transcript has 4 exons. Gene Ontology annotation, biological process: endocytic recycling. The record is from RefSeq and is a predicted model, not a curated record. Lineage: Eukaryota; Metazoa; Arthropoda; Insecta; Lepidoptera; Lycaenidae.